AUGUCGAGUAAUACCCCAGAGCAAAGCCAGCAAGAACAACAGGAACUUGCGGCUUCUAAGAGAAAACAAUACCGUGAAGAUAAAUCACAUGUACGAAAACAAGCAAGAUUUGAUGAAACAACACCAGAACCAAAUACUAGUACUGCUUUACCAAAAAAGAAAUAUUAUCGUCAACGUGCUCAUUCAAAUCCAUUUUCUGAUCAUAGAUUAGAAUAUCCAUCUAGUCCAGAUACUAUGGAUUGGUCAAAAUUAUAUCCUAUUGAAUAUAAUACAAGUAAAGUUGAAAUUGCUGAUAUUGGAUGUGGAUAUGGUGGUUUAAUGAUUAAAUUAGGACCAGAAUUUCCUUCAUCUUUAAUUUUAGGAAUGGAAAUUAGAGUUCAAGUUACUCAAUAUGUUGAAGAUCGUAUUGUUGCUUUAAGAAAAAAUCAUGCUAUGGAUGAUUAUAAAUAUCAAAAUAUUGGGGUUUUAAGAGGUAAUGCAAUGAAAUUUUUACCAAAUUUUUUUAAAAAAAGUCAAUUAUCAAAGAUGUUUUUCUGUUUCCCAGAUCCUCAUUUUAAACAACGUAAACAUAAGGCUAGAAUCAUAACAAAUACUUUAUUGAGUGAGUAUGCAUAUGUGUUGAAGGAAGGUGGUAUUAUUUAUACUAUUACUGAUGUUGAGGAUUUACAUAACUGGAUGGUGAAACAUUUGGAUGAACAUCCUUUAUUUGAAAGAUUAUCCAAAGAAUGGGAAGAUCAAGAUAAAUGUGUUGAGAUCAUGUACAAUUCUACUGAAGAAGGUCAAAAGGUUACCCGUAAUAAAGGUUCAAAAUGGGUUGCAUGUUAUAAAAGAUUACCAAACCCUGAAGACUGUGAGUAA
Messenger RNA from Candida tropicalis MYA-3404, 858 nucleotides. Its product is annotated as tRNA (guanine46-N7)-methyltransferase. Gene Ontology annotation, cellular component: tRNA methyltransferase complex. Gene Ontology annotation, biological process: tRNA methylation; RNA (guanine-N7)-methylation. Gene Ontology annotation, molecular function: tRNA (guanine(46)-N7)-methyltransferase activity. The transcript has a single exon. NCBI's taxonomy places the organism in Eukaryota, Fungi, Ascomycota, Pichiomycetes, Serinales, Debaryomycetaceae. The record is from RefSeq and is a predicted model, not a curated record. The coding region runs from base 1 to 858 and encodes 285 amino acids.